This is a messenger RNA of Amoebophrya sp. A25, 447 nucleotides long. The record is from the annotation of a GenBank genome assembly. Lineage: Eukaryota; Dinophyceae; Syndiniales; Amoebophryaceae.
AUGUAUAGUAUUUCCGAAUCCGAAGUAAAAUACUGGCCGCAUAUCCGAUGCCAUUCGGAUACCUCGGUAAUGUACUCCAUGCGAGAACCGGUAGCCUGCGAUAUCUUCGGAGGAUUUUCUAGAAUCACCUUGAUCCCUGCUGGUAGUGCGGAAGUGGGUGCUUUCUUGGUGCUCUUGCUCUCGGGCUCCUCCGUGGUAUUUUCGUCUUCGUCAGCUUCCUGCGCAUCUUCUUCAGCUUCGUCUUCCUCGUCGUCUUCACCGGCCAGCCACCUGUUAUACGACGCCAGUAAGGAUGCGACUUCUUCGUCAGAAACUGCUUUGUUGAGGAGCUUCAGGUCUUUGCUUUUGUAUCCCACUUUCACCACCUUCAUGCUGUCGAAGUCCGCCUCUUCCGGGUCCUCUGUGAACUGCAGCAAGACUCUACAUCCUCGCUCGUUCGCGAUGUAG